Molecule: messenger RNA, 1488 nt
Organism: Penicillium olsonii
Lineage: Eukaryota; Fungi; Ascomycota; Eurotiomycetes; Eurotiales; Aspergillaceae
Source: the annotation of a GenBank genome assembly
AUGGUUGGACUUUACUCCGUGGCCGUGCUGCUCUGCGCCGGUGGUGCUCUCGCUGGUGUCAAUUAUCCGGUGAUUCCAAAAGAUCUGACUACUCCGUUCCAACAGCGAUUGGCAGUGUACGGGUCUAAUACUGUGUCCGUUGGAUGGAACACAUACCAGCAACUGAGCCAACCCUGUGUUCAAUAUGGCUUAUCGGCAGACAAGUUGGACACAAAGGCAUGCUCUUCUUCUUCAACUACCUACUCAACCUCGCGGACCUGGUCGAACGUGGCCAUCCUGACCGGUCUGACACCCGCAACAACCUACUACUACAAGAUCGAAUCAACAAACUCCACAGUCGAUCACUUCCUUAGCCCUCGCACACCAGGCGACAAAACAGCAUUCAACAUGGACGUCGUGAUUGAUCUAGGCGUCUACGGAAAAGACGGUUUCACAACCUCCAGCAAAAAGAAGGAUACCAUCCCAGUGAUUGAACCAGAAUUAAAUCAUACUACCAUCGGCCACCUCGCCGAAACAGUAGAUGACUACGAGCUAGUCAUCCAUCCCGGUGACUUCGCCUACGCAGAUGACUGGUAUCUGAAGUUCUCCAACAUCCUCAACGGCAAAGAAGCCUACGAAUCCAUCCUAGAGCAAUUUUACGACCAGCUCGCUCCGAUCGCAGGCCGCAAGCUAUACAUGGCCAGCCCCGGUAACCACGAAGCAGACUGCAGCGAGAUCCCAUACUUGAACAAUCUAUGCCCAAAGGGACAAAACAACUUCACCGACUUCCUGCAUCGCUUCGAAAAUACCAUGCCUCACUCAUUCGCUUCGUCGUCGUCCAAUACUACAGCGCAAGCUCUAGCGCGCAAAGCCCGCAGUCUCUCGAACCCACCGUUCUGGUAUUCGUUUGAAUAUGGUAUGGCGCAUAUCGUGAUGAUCAACACGGAAACCGAUUUCCCCAAUGCCCCCGAUGGGACGGAUGGAUCUGCCAAAUUGAAUGGCGGACCCUUCGGUGCUCCGCAUCAGCAAAUCGAGUUCUUGAAGGCCGAUCUUGCUUCGGUUGAUCGUACGGUUACGCCGUGGGUCAUUGUUGCCGGCCACAGACCGUGGUACUCGACCGGUUCAUCUAGCGGUUGCGAUUCGUGCCAGGAAGCUUUUGAAGGACUAUUCUACCAGUACGGUGUUGAUCUCGGUGUUUUUGGCCAUGUGCAUAAUUCUCAACGGUUCCUUCCUGUUGUGAACGGUACUGCUGAUCCUAACGGUAUGAAGGACCCGAAGGCACCGAUGUAUAUUGUUGCCGGUGGAGCAGGCAAUAUCGAGGGGUUGAGUGAUGUGGGCACCAAGCCGGCUUACACGGAGUUUGCAUAUGCGGACGACUAUAGCUACAGCACACUCAAGUUCUUGGAUGAGCAGAACUUGCAAGUCGACUUCAUCAGGUCUUCCACUGGAGAAGUUCUGGAUUCCAGCACUCUGUACAAGAAGCACGCGACGCAAUUCGUUCAACAGUGA